GCCACUCACUCUGUCUUUACUCUUAACUAGGACGAGUUUGAAAUGAAGAAUUAUCAUAUUUGAGAUUUGAGAGGCUUUUCAAUAUCAAUUGUCUGUCUGUGUGUGAUUAAUAUGGUUUCUUCGGAGAAAGAUUCUGACUCCACCAUUUCAAACAAAAUUCAGCGACACAUCGGAAUGUCCAUGCGAACCAUACGCUCCAAUAUAUUCCAAGAUGACCAUGCUUGCUCCGAAAGAUCCACCUGCGUCUCUAACAACUUGACCGGUACCCUCAUAGACCUCGCUUCUCGAAACAACAAAUCCGUUAAAUCUUCCUCCGUUACGGAAGAACAACUCCUCGAACUUUCUCAAGCUUUCAGCGAUUUCUCCGCUUGUAGCAGCGAUAUCUCCGGCGAGCUCCAGAGGCUUGCCACCCUCCCCUCAUCGGAAAACAACCACGCGGCUGCUGACGUCGACAAGCAACCUGAGCCUGAGCCUGAACCCUGCGUAGGGUUCCUACAAAGGGAGAAUUUCUCCACCGAGAUUAUCGAGAGUAUUUCGCCGGAAGAUCUUCUGCCGACGGUGAAGAUCUGUAUCGAAGGGUUACGAUCGACGUCUGUCGCCGUUAAGCGAUCGGCGGCGGCCAAGCUGAGGCUGUUGGCCAAGAACCGAGCUGAUAACCGUGCUCUUAUAGGUGAGUCCGGUGCGGUCCCUGCUCUGAUUCCAUUGCUCCGGUGCAGUGAUCCGUGGACGCAGGAACACGCCGUGACGGCGUUGCUGAAUCUGUCUUUGCUGGAAGACAACAAGGUGCUGAUAACGAAUGCGGGUGCUGUGAAGUCGCUGAUUUAUGUGCUUAAGACGGGGACGGAGACUUCGAAGCAGAACGCGGCUUGUGCGCUUCUGAGCCUUGCGUUGGUUGAAGAAAACAAGAGCUCCAUCGGUGCUUGCGGGGCAAUACCACCGCUUGUUUCGUUGCUGUUGAGCGGUUCAAACAGGGGAAAGAAGGAUGCCCUGACGACGCUUUAUAAGCUGUGUUCGGUGAAGCAAAACAAGGAGAGGGCGGUGAGUGCCGGAGCGGUGAAGCCCCUGGUGGAUCUGGUGGCGGAGCAAGGGAGUGGUAUGGCUGACAAGGCAAUGGUGGUGCUGAAUAGCUUGGCGGGGAUUGAAGAAGGGAAGGAUGAAAUUGUGGAACAAGGUGGAAUAGCUGCUCUUGUGGAAGCAAUUGAAGAUGGGUCGGUGAAAGGAAAGGAAUUUGCUGUUUUGAUUCUUGUACAGUUAUGUGCUGAUAGUGUUAGGAACAGAGGUUUGCUUGUGAGGGAGGGUGGGAUUCCUCCACUGGUUGCUCUUUCUCAGGCUGGGACUGUUCGAGCUAAACACAAGGCUGAGAUACUCCUUGGAUAUUUGAGAGAAUCAAGACAAGAAGCAUCCUCUUCAAGUCCUUAGAGAAGUAAUUACUACUUAGGAAGAUAAUUAUAUAUUAUAAUUGGUUGUUGUACAUAGAGUGCUUUUGAUGAUUUGUAACUUUGUACAGUGUGCAUGUUUUCCAAUUAGAAGCCAGCGGUAGACUGACGUUUAGAUGAUUUAUCUAGGUUCAGGGUUUCACUUUCCCUUUGUUAAAUUUGGUAUUUUUCCGGGAGUUAUGUGGUUGU
Molecule: messenger RNA, 1625 nt
Organism: Gastrolobium bilobum
Lineage: Eukaryota; Viridiplantae; Streptophyta; Magnoliopsida; Fabales; Fabaceae
Product: U-box domain-containing protein 4-like
Exons: 2
Coding region: 112-1419 (435 amino acids)
Cellular component (GO): cytoplasm; nucleus
Molecular function (GO): protein binding
Source: RefSeq, a predicted model, not a curated record